Schistosoma rodhaini is the source of this 3780-nucleotide messenger RNA. Lineage: Eukaryota; Metazoa; Platyhelminthes; Trematoda; Strigeidida; Schistosomatidae. The record is from the annotation of a GenBank genome assembly.
CGGUAGCAAUUUUCGUAAUCCAAUAAGUUCUUCAGAUGAACACUGAUGGAUCCUAAAAUAGAUUGAUCCAUCCGAUUUAUUCGCUUGUUUGCUAGAUCCCUCCACAAUGAAAUUCGGUUUUUGGUGAUGCCUAAACAUAUCAUGUGCAUCGGUUCAGAGGGAAAAUCCCUCAACAUAUCUAGUGCAGAUUUUCGAAGGAACGUCUACCACGAUGAUGGAUCCAUUGGGACCUACUACGAAAAGUGACAUCACUUCUCAAGCUGUGUUCACCAUUGGGGAAAAUCAUUCGAGCACCCAGUUGUGUCCCUAAAACCUCAUAUUUGUCACAGUCACCAUUGUGUUCAACAACAUACCUGACGUUGCUACGAGCUGGAGUGUCACAAAUAACAACUUAUUUUACUAUCAAAUGUAACUGAUACUUAACUACAUAAAGGCUCAUUGUCAGCAACUUUUGUAACUCAGUCACAAAUGCUGCAGACAUUUCGAUGAAACCAGAUUGUUUUACUUUACCAUCAUAGUUGCCAGCUAUGAAUAGUUCACUAAGGAAUGAACGUACUAGGCGACUUAGGAUUGGCCACAACUGUUGGUUAGAUCUUCUGAACAACGACAGGCCGCCGUUAUUGAGUUGCAGUUUCAGUUCGCCGAAACUGAAUAUGAGUAGCCGAUUUUCGGAAAUCCUCAGCAAACUUGUUUUCAGCCCAAUGUGGUAGUACACUCCUGUGUCCAAAAAAUCUGGUUCCACAUUAUGGCAACGACUAAGUACUCUUCUAACAGAUAUGGCAGUUCAGGAAUGUACACCCGAAAAAUGUCCAAAAUUAGUGUUAGCUAACACUAACUUAAUAUUCCUCAACUCUACAUCCUAACCUAAAUACUACCUAAGCAACUCUGAAAUUUUAAUUGUUAAGACUGAUUUUCGUUGAAUAUUCAUUCCUAUUCGAAGGUAGAGGUAGGCUUAUCUCUAAGAAGCAGGAUUUUAUCAUGAAUUUCAAUUUCCGCUUUACCUCGCUCAUUGUGAUAGAAACAAUGACAGACUAAUCUCACAGUGAUGUUUUCAAAAUGAACAGGCUUAAUGUUUUCCGAAUCAAUAAAACAAAAGAUAAGUGAACAUCACGGGUUUUCUUCGUACAUAAUGUGGCAAGAAAUAUCACAAAAUUUGUGUAAAAAUGUGUCGGAUACAUUUUUAUUGGAAUACAUGCAUAAAUUCUGUUGUGGCAACCCUCACAAUUCUGGUAGCGAAGGAAAUUACGAAAUUGCGAACCUCAUAGAAAGGAGCUGGAAAGAAUGGGGCUGGCCUGUUGUCGACAGACAAGAAUUUUAUGUGACUCUACCUUUGGGCCCUCCUGAAAAUGGUCCAUGGAAUGAGGUUCUUCUUACCAACUCGGACGGUACCGAAGUCAUACACAGAGCUCAAAAUAGUGUUACUGUUCCAUCGAAGUCUGAAAUAUGCUCUCAAAAUGUAACUGUUGACAACUCCGGCAGUAAGCAGUUACCUGUUUAUCAGGCUUAUUCGUGCUCUGGUGUGUCGUUUGGAUAUUUGGUAUUUGUGAACUAUGCAAGACGUAAGGAUUUGCUGUUGUUUGAUAAAUUGCAAGGCCGAAAAAAGGGUGAACCUAGUCAUAUAUGUAACAAGAAUUUGAUUGUUAUUGCUAGACUGGGCAACGGAACUCGACAAUCCAAGUUAAAAAAUUUAAUGGAACACUGCACUUGUGGUCAAAAUAAUACUUCACUUCCUGACCACCAUCCUGGCGCUCUUAUUCUGUAUCCUGAUCCACAAGAUUUUGCUGCAGAUGGUCUAGUUUAUCCUAAUGGCAAAGGGCUACCAGGGGAUGCUCCUGUAUUUGGUCAUAUGAAUAUGAAAUAUGCUGGCGGUGGUGACUCGACCUGCACUGGAUUUCCAUCGCUUCCCCAUAUUUAUCGAACUGAUACACUUGUACAAGGUGAUGCCCUUACACAGAUUCCUGUUCAACCUGUUGGUUAUGAUGAUGCCAAAAUAUUUUUAUCGAGCUUAGAGGGACCGACUAUCCCUAAUGAUUGGGAUACUCGUUUGGCGACUCAUUUGGGACCAUCAACUAAAACCUGUUUAAAAGUUGUAGUACAUAAUCAAAUCUCUAAAAACCCAGUGAAGUUAUGUAAUAUAGUGGGUAUAAUGCCGGGUGAAAUAACACCCACUUCAACUGAAUCUGAUCAAUAUAUAAUUAUGGGUAAUCAUCAUGAUUCAUGGGUACAAGGUGCUUGUGAUCCAGGAUCAGGUAUGGUUAUUUUACAAGAAAUCGCUCGAAUUCUCGGUGAGGCUUAUCGUAAUGGUUUCAAACCUCGUCGUACGAUAAUUCUUGGUUCUUGGGAUGGAGAGGAAUUUUCUGUCUUGGGUUCAACACAUUUUGUACAUAAAUCUGAAUAUGAACUAUUGUCUAGAUGUGUUGUUUACAUCAAUUCAGAUUGUCCAGUUAAAGGUCAUAAAGACUUUUCAGCUCGAACCGAUAGUUUAUUAAUUGAUAGUCUUAUAAAUGCCGCAAAACUAGUUCCAGUUGACCCACCAAUAAAUAUGCAAUCAUUCUAUGAUGAAUGGUUAAACAAUAAAAUGAGUGAUGAUAAUGAACCUGUAAUCACGUCUCUUGGUGGUGGAUCGGAUCAUAUACCUUUUGCCUAUCGUUUAGGGAUUCCAUCAACAUAUCCAGAAUUUCUACCAGACGAUGGCUUAUACAAUACACCAGUUUACCACACUGCUUAUGAUAUUAUUGAUGUUGUAGAAAGAUUUACUGAUCCUGCUUCACUUACAGGUCACUUGCCUCGACAUAGAUUAAUUACUCGUUUAAUAUUAACUCUUAUCAUACAGUUUGCAUAUACUCCACGUCUACCACUGUCAAUAUUGAGAUGCUCACAAUGUUUAUUGGAUGAUUGGUUGAAAUUUAUGGAGUUGGUAACUCAUCAAAUACCUAAUAUUUCAGAAUAUGGUGUGAAUCUAGAUUGGGUUUUGGAAGAAAUCCAGAAGUUUAAGAAGUCAUCUCAAGAUUUUGAAGAUUUUGCAAAUACUGUGGAGCGAAAUUGCACUAGUUUUCCCUCCUACCUCAAUCGUAUACUUGUUGGUGUUUCUAAACAUUUUGUGGCUGCUGGUCAGUGUGAAAAAUCAUCUUUAAAAAAUGUCAUCCAAGGAACUGCUGGUUAUAAAUCAGUUUAUUUUCCUCAUGUAAAAUCAUCAUUUAAAAAUCUUAAAAUCUCAUAUGAUAAAUGUAAGACAAAAACUUUAAAUUCAACAGAACUGUACGAUUUCAAACUGGAACUUUCAAAUGUUUUGAAUUGUUUACAACAACUAACUAAUUGGCUUCGAAAUAGUUGGAUUGGUUUAACUAACUCUUCAGUAGCAUUAUGAUAGUUACUCUUCAUAUUCACUUUUAUAUGGAAUUUAGUAAAAACUCUCAUACUUAUAAUGUCAGUGUAUUACACUUUUACUUUCAGAAUAUAUUUUGUAGUUGCAAGUGAUUUUUCUUCAAUUUAAAGCAAUGGAUGUUAUGUGAAUUCCAAGAGUCGAGAAAGAGUAAGAUGAUAGAACAGUCCUGAGCAUAAUUAAUUUAAAUUGUUGACCCGUUGCUCUUUAAUACCCGUGUCAGUUAUUCUGAAACUAUUUCUUCUGACUUCAGUGCUUGAACUUUGAUUUUUAUGUGAAAAUAGUUAAGUUUGUUGGUGAUUCUACUAAAGGUCGCUACUUGUCCUUGUUAUAUGUUAGUAAUCUAGUUUACUAUUAUUAUUCAGUUUAUUUAGUUAUUUAUUUAAACACAUAAAUAU